AUGGCUCUCUUUAAGGUGAUAAUUGCAAUCUUCUUCACUUUGGCUCUCGCCAACUUUCAGCUUUCUUCAUGCCAUGUGCUAAAGGGUUCAGUCACUUGCCUAGACUGUGAUGGUCACUUUGAUCUCUCAGGCAUUAAGGUUCAAGUGAAGUGCGGCCAAAGGACCAGGCUUGCCAUGGCAACAACAGAAGCAGAUGGCUCAUUCCAGACCGACCUUCCGGUUGAGUCUCCGACAUCACCGGCUUCAUUCGACUGCCUUGCCAGGAUACUAGGUGGUCCAAACCAGCUCUACACUUCUAGGAAAGACAUGGUGACCACCAUUGUUAAAUCCCAAGAAUCUGAUCAGUCUUGCACUAUCUCCAAGCCUCUUAGCUUCUAUGCAUCAUGCCCUAAGGAUGGAAAAUGUGCAGCCAAAGGAUCUGAGUUUGGGUCAUCCAAGACCAUUGAUCUGCCUCUACCAAAAGAGUGGGGAAUGGCACCAUCUAGCUAUUAUAUUCCUUUCUUACCCAUCAUAGGCAUACCCUAA
Ilex paraguariensis (yerba mate) is the source of this 525-nucleotide messenger RNA. The record is from the annotation of a GenBank genome assembly. Lineage: Eukaryota; Viridiplantae; Streptophyta; Magnoliopsida; Aquifoliales; Aquifoliaceae.